CACUAUCUCUCCGCUCUACGACGCCUCUGCUCCGUGGCUUGGACCGCCGAGACCCGACCACUGCCAUCUGGUGGGGCUUAUGUUGAAGUCUGAUUCAGUUGUGACGACGACUGAGUGGAAGGUUGACUUGGUUAUCUUAAAACGCAGCGGAGAUUAGUGACUGUGAGUGGAGGAUAUAAAUCGUGUGGUAUGAGAAAAGUGGUGGUGUUUGGUGGUAUGCUACUGAAGACCGAGCGCUGUGCCUGAGGAAAAAGGACUUACAAAGACUGCGUCCUAACUGAACUGCAAAGCACUCCAAAGUGAAUCACUGGCGAGAUCCAGAAGUGUUGUCCUCGUCUGUGAUUAAACUGUCAGAUCAGCCCAACAGCUUUGCCGAAGCACUUCAUUCGGAUUUUUCCUUCCCUGCCACUCUGCACAAGAAUCGAGAGGACUAGGUAGACGUAAGUCGCCUCCAUUCGCUACUGCCGAUCUCCCGCCGACGCUUAUCGCCAUCGACGUCUGUCGUCAUCUUCUGUCAUCAUCGCCCGUCGUCAUGGCCGUGCCGCGUCUCUCAAUGAACGACAGCGACCUGUACCAGCGGAGACAGCACCACCAUCCUCAGCCGCCUCUGCCACCCGUUCCCACCAAAAUCACCGACCCAGACGACGAGAUAGGUGACUACGCUCACGUGGAGCCUCCUCAACAUACCGUCACCACCACCCGGUUCAGCGACUACAGCCGCACGGCGGGCCUGCCGCCUGCGGGGCCGCGAUCAUCCGCCUCUGCAGCAGCCAGGAAGAAAACCAUGCCGCUGGGGGAGGCUGUCUGCAAACGGUGCGAGCUCGGCUUCGAGCCCACCGAGCAGAUCGUCAACUCGGCCGGCGAGCUGUGGCACCCGGACUGUUUCGUGUGCGCCCAGUGCUUCCAGCCCUUCCCCGAGGGCAUAUUCUACGAGUUCGAGGGCCGCAAGUACUGCGAGCAUGACUUCCAGGUGCUCUUUGCGCCCUGCUGCCAGCAGUGCAACGAAUUUAUCAUCGGCCGCGUCAUCAAGGCCAUGAACGGUAGCUGGCACCCGGCCUGUUUCCGUUGCAACAUGUGCGGCAAGGAGCUGGCCGACCUGGGCUUCAUCAAGCACGGCAACCAGGCUCUGUGCCACGACUGCAACGCCCGCAUCCGACUGCAGGGCACCGGCAGAUACAUGUGCCACAAGUGCCACGGCGUGAUCGACGGCGAGCCCCUGCGGUUCCGUGGUGAGCUCUACCACCCGUACCACUUCAACUGUAAGGCGUGCGGCAUCGAGCUGGACUCGCGUGCCAGGGAGGUCAAGUCGCGCGCCGGGUACACCUCGGUCGAGCUGAACGAGCUGUACUGUUUGCGCUGCCACGACAAGAUGGGUAUCCCCAUCUGCGGCGCCUGCCACCGUCCCAUUGAGGAGCGCGUCGUCACCGCACUUGGGAAGAACUGGCACGUCGAGCAUUUCGUUUGCGCCAAGUGUGAGAAGCCGUUCCUGGGGCACCGCCACUACGAGAAGAAGGGCCAGGCCUACUGCCGUACCGACUACCACAUGCUCUUCGGCAACAUCUGCUUCGUCUGCAACUACGUCGUUGAGGACGAAGUUGUCCGCUCGCUGAACAAGGCCUGGUGCCCGCACCACUUUGCCUGUAGCCUGUGCGACCAGCCGCUGACGCGGAAGUCCAAGUUCUUCGAGAUGGACAUGAAACCGGUGUGCAAGAAGUGUUACGAGAAGCUGCCGCACGAGCUGCGCCGCCGCCUGAAGCGGCUCCAUGAGAACGAGGCGCCGGGAAUGGUCACCGCUGAGUUCACCGAGAACGAGUAAGAGAGAUGAGCCUGGGGGCGGAGUAGCGGGACGACCCGAGUCCCAGGCGACCAUCGCUGGGUUCCAGUAGACCAUCGCUGGACGGCGUAGAACACCCCACCGGCUACCAACGGCUGCUCCGGCUAGCCGUGUACUGCACUGGCUUCUGGUGUACUGCACUGGUCGCUGGUGUACUGCACUGGAUACUGGUGCAUUGCACUGGUCACCGGCCCACCGCACUGGAUACUGGUGCACUGCACUGGCUGUUCAUGCAUGCACUAGCUACUGGUGCACUGUGCUGGCUACUGGUGUACUGCACUGGUUACUGGCGCACUGCACUAGCUACUGGUUACUGGCGCACUGCACUGCCUACCCGUGUACCGCACCGCUCGCCGUUGCGCUGCACUGGUCUUCCGCACUCCCUGCCGACUGUCUCGGCGCCCUCUGCUGGCGGUGCCUUCUCUCCAAACCGACAGAGUUCAGCGAGACAGCGGUACCUACCCACCGCCUCCAGAUAAAUCCCAGACAGACGCUCACUAGAACUGCCACUACCGACUCUGAAAAUAGGCCUAGAAAGCCUUGCUUGACUUUUUUCGUUUGUAUUUACUCUUCAUCUCAUUACGCAGUUGUGUUUCUACGUAAUUGACUCAUUCAAACCGCGAAAAAGGUGCUUUUAGAACGAACACGCAGGCUUUCUUAUCUACGAAUCCACGGGGAUGUGGCUAUAAAAACGUAACUUAAUCGCAUGAGUUUAAUGUGGUUUUACUGAAACUCGAGUCACUUACGUUGCCAGUGUUUGUGUUGAAACUGACUGUAUAUUUAAGGUAGAAUCCUGAUCGGUAUUAGUCGUUGAUAGAGCGAGAUCAGGCUAGCUCGCUACCAUCCUUAGUGCACUAGCAUAUUCACAACGCAUGCGCAUCUGCGAUUCUAUACAUCCCGCCAGUGGCCUUUCACUGGUAUGUGUGCUUGUGCGUCUGACCAAAGGAGCUUUUAGAUGUUCUUACCUCGGAGAUUAGCUGAUAGUGAACUGACACCCAGCGCGGCUGUUGCGUGCCUUAGGUGGUCGAAUGUGCGAGAGGUUCUUUACAAGGCCGUACGAGGAUUCUAUCACUCGUUUAUGACGGAGUUUACAGUCCGUCAUCGGCUGGGAGCUGAAAAAGUGUGCGCCGUUCGUCACCAUCCGAUAACUGGUGUUUGAUAUCAAUAUAAUUAUUUGCUAACACA
Amphibalanus amphitrite is the source of this 3019-nucleotide messenger RNA. RefSeq names its product LIM and senescent cell antigen-like-containing domain protein 1 (gene stck). Gene Ontology annotation, biological process: positive regulation of integrin-mediated signaling pathway; positive regulation of substrate adhesion-dependent cell spreading; cell-cell adhesion. The record is from RefSeq and is a predicted model, not a curated record. Gene Ontology annotation, cellular component: cytoplasm; focal adhesion; cell-cell junction. The coding region runs from base 533 to 1816 and encodes 427 amino acids. Lineage: Eukaryota; Metazoa; Arthropoda; Thecostraca; Balanomorpha; Balanidae. The transcript is spliced from 10 exons.